UUAAUUGUGCAGUCUUCUGUUUUAAUUUAAAAUAACCCGACAGAGCUACGACAGUUUGGUCCUUCGAGCUAUUAAGUUGCCCAGUAAAAUUUUGCAAAUCAUUAUCAACGUCAUCGGUCAUCGUGUGCGCGUCGAGUGAACUUUGUACCCCGCGCACCACGUCGCCGAAAGCACAAAGAAGUCGUCCCCGAAGCAGACUACGUGGUCACCGUGGAAGCCGAUGUCAUUCUUGGGAGUAUAAUACUGUAUUUGAACUCAAAUUGAAGUGCUUGCCGACGAUGCCGAGUCUACGUUUACUGAGCGUGAGGACUUUGACCGCCAGUUCUUCAGUCUGGUGGCACUCACGCGCAGCCUGCUCGGUGCUUCGAACAACGGUGUCGGGUCGGAGGCUGGCUUCAAGGAUGCUGACUCAGGUGCACAUAUUUCCUCACGGAAUAAUUUUGUUCGUUUGCCAAAAAUAGAAUUGCCACAUUUUGAUGGAAACUACCAAUCCUGGCUUGAGUUUCGAGAUACUUUUAGUUCAUUGGUUCACGACAAUGCUAGCAUCAACGCCAUAAACAAGUUCCACUACUUGCGAGCUUCACUCCAGAGCAAAGCGGCCUUAAUAAUUAAAAACAUUGAUUUUAAGGCCGAACAUUAUCAACUUGCAUGGGACCUGCUAUGUGAAAGGUUCAAUAAUAACCGUCUUCUUGUGGACAACCAUUUGCGAGCUUUAUUUGAUGAUGUGGAACCAAUACUUACGGAAUCAAGUGUUGGUAUAAGAAAUUUAGUUGAUCUAAUUAAUAAAAAUAUUAGGGCACUGACAACAUUAAAAAAGCCUACACAACAUUGGGAUUUAAUUAUAAUUUAUUUUAUGGUAAAAAAAUUAGAUAGCAUUACUCGUCGUGACUGGGAAGAAAAUAGGAAUACUGCUUUAAACAAUGAUGAUCCUACUUUACAACAAUUUUGUUCAUUUUUAGGCAAGCGAGCCGACUGGUUGGAAUCUGUUGAAUCGAAUAAUUGUUCUUCAAAACAUAAUUCUAUUGUAGCCUUAAACAAUAGUCAUAUAAAUAAAAUUAAUUCUAAAACUAAUACUCAAAUACAAAAACAACAAAAUAAAAAAUCAAACUAUAAUCAUAAAAACAACAAAUGUCCGCUUUGCUCCCAAGUACAUACUUUAUACAGAUGUGACUCAUUUAGAAGCUUAUCUAUUGAGGCUCGCAUACAAAAGGUAACGGGUAUAAAUAAUCAUGUCUCCACCAGCACACAGUCUUGUCACCUCACAAUAGAAUCUUUAUGCUGUGCCUUUGCUGUAGAUAUAGAUUGUCAUAUUUUACCUGAAAUUACCAAAGUUCUACCGUCUUCAUUCGUGCAUAUUAGUCAUGUUCCUAUUCCUUCAGGUCUUAUGCUAGCAGACCCGAACUUCAACGUUCCGUCGGUCGUAGAUAUCCUGGUAGGGGCUGAUGUCUUUUGGAAUGUCAUAGGCAAUAAAACUAUUGAUUUAGGAAAGCACUUACCUACAUUGUGUGAGACCAAGCUCGGGUGGCUUGUAUCCGGUAGUGUUUCACAUUCAACAAGCUUAUCUUCAAAUCAUUGUUGCCAUCAUUCUAGUGUCACUCCCGAUCUUACUUACUUUUGGGAGCUUGACAAUGUUUCCUCUAAACAUUCGAACUCACUUGAAGAGCGAAUGUGUGAGCAGCUUUUCGCUCAAAACACGUUUCGUAACAAUGAUGGAAAAUUUGUCGUUACUAUGCCUUUAAAGGGAGAUCCAAGUUCAUUAGGUCAUUCUUACCUAAAUGCAAGGAAUCGUUUUUUAUCCCUUGAACGACGAUUUGAACGUGAUCCUUCAUUCAAACGUAAAUACAUUGAGUUCAUCAAAGAAUAUGAACACUUAGGUCACAUGACAUUAGACUCCGACUGUACUCCAUCACCUGAAAACUCCAUUACUAAAUAUUACAUUCCGCAUCAUGGAGUCAUACGUAGUUCCAGUACCACAACACAACUGCGCGUAGUCUUCGACGCAUCGGCCCCUACUAGUACCGGGGUGUCUCUUAACGACAUUCAGAUGGUCGGGCCCGUAGUACAAGACGAACUGUUUUCUAUUAUAACACGUUUUCGUCAGCAUAGGUACGUGGUCUCAGGUGACGUGGAAAAAAUGUACAGGGCCAUUGAGUUGAAUCCUAUUCAACGACCUCUUCAAAAAAUAAUUUUCAGGUUUGAUCCCUCAGAACCCCUUAGGACGUACACUUUGAACACCGUCACUUACGGUACUGCUUCAGCUCCCUACUUAGCCACUAAGUGUCUAGUAUCUUUGGCUGAUAACAUUGAGGACGAGCGUGUCCAAUCUGCCAUACGACGUGACUUCUACGUUGAUGACUUUCUUAGUGGAGGGGAAACUAUAGCUGAGACAAUUGAAAUCGCAAAAAAGGUACAAACGGUUCUAUCUUCUGCUAAAUUUAAUUUACGUAAAUGGCGAUCAAAUCAUCCUGAAAUUCAUAAUCAAAUUACUGAUAGUAACGUGUUACAUAAUAAAUUGCAUUUUUCGGAGCAAGGUACGUAUCCUACUCCAUCAAAAACCCUAGGGCUUAUCUGGGUAUGUGACUCAGAUACUCUAACAUACUCAAUUAAUAUCACUUCCACUACAAAAGUCACCAAGCGUCAUGUCCUCUCUGUUAUCAGUCAAAUCUUUGACCCAUUAGGCCUCGUUGGUCCAUGCGUCGUCGAAGCAAAGCUAAUCAUGCAGCGUCUAUGGCUAGAAAAAUAUGACUGGGACGACGUAGUUUCGCUCGACAUUGAAAAUAUUUGGUCUACAUUUGUGAGUAGCAUAACAUCAUUAAAUAGGUUAAACGUUCCUCGUUGGGUUUUGCGUGAAGAUUCCGUUAUUCAUGAAGUACACAUUUUCACCGAUGCAUCUGAGAAGGCGUAUGGCGCUUGUGUGUACAUUCGGUCUUGCAGUAGUGAUGGAUCUAUAGGCGUCCAGCUUCUAGUCUCUAGAAACCGUGUAGCGCCUAUCAAACCUACAACGAUACCGCGACUUGAGCUUUGCGGAGCUUUGUUAGGUGCAAGGCUGUGUGCUAAGGUUCAGGAAUCGCUUACCAUACCCAUUCACAAAUGUAGAUUCUGGUGUGACUCAACCAUAGUUCUAGCUUGGCUUUCUGCUAACUCUAGUCAAUUGAAACCUUUUGUUAAAAACCGAGUCAAUGAAAUUCAAGAAAUCACGUUUGGUCAUACCUGGAGCUACGUACCGUCGAAGGACAACCCGGCGGAUCUUGUUUCCCGUGGUCUUAGGGCAGACGUUAUUAAAGACACACCCCUCUGGUGGUCUGGGCCCUCCUUUUUGAAGCAUGAUGAAACCGAGUGGCCCAAAAUACCCAACACAGGGAGAGAUAAUUUGCCGGAAGUAGUGACUCAUCUCAUUAAAAAUGAUAGUAAUGUGAAUCAUUCUAAUAUUAAUAAUCAUUCUGAUACAACCAUUCAUACAUCAAUUAUACAUACAGUAUUAACAAGAUAUUCUAGUCUAACAAAAAUACAAAAAAUAUUAACUUAUGUACUAAGAUUUACUUAUAAUCUAAAAAAUAAAAAUAAAUUGUGUGGCAAUCUUUCUGUUUCAGAACUUGAAAAUUCAUUACAUUUAAUUAUACACUUUUCACAGCUUGAAAUGUUUCAUGAAGAGUAUAUUUUUUUAAAAUCUGGUCAGAAAUUGCCACGCAAAAGUAGGUUGUUGCCCUUGUCUCCCUUUAUAGACGAUAAUAACCUCAUCCGCGUGGGCGGAAGGCUUGAUAAUUCUCCCUAUGAUUUUAAUAUUAAGCACCCAAUAGUAUUAUGCAGUAAACAUGUUCUAACUAAGCUUAUAUUCCACAUGCAACAUUUAGAGCUUGCACAUGCUGGUCCACAAUUAUUACUGUCGCACAUUCGACAGACUUAUUGGCCGUUAGGUGGCAGAAACUUGUCUAGACUUGUGGUAAAUCAAUGUCUCAGGUGUUGCAGACACAAGGCUCAAAGCAUACAGCCAAUUAUGGGUCACUUACCCCAUUCUAGAACUCAGCUUGAGUUUCCAUUUUUGUAUAGUUACGUUGAUUACGCGGGACCAGUAUUGGUGGCCAAUCGUAAAGGCCGUGGUUGCAAACUAACAAAAUCUUAUAUGUGCAUCUUUGUUUGCUCAGCAGUGAAAGCCGUUCAUUUGGAGCUCGUCAGCGACCUCACCACCGAGGCUUACAUGGCCGCUUUAAAUCGGUUCGUGGCGCGUCGAGGCAAGCCUCGAAGUAUCACGUCCGAUAACGGGACAAACUUUGUAGGUGCAUCGAACGAGAUGCGUAGGUUCUUGGAAUCGUCUGAUGUUGCAACUGAAAUAGCGCAGCUGGGCAUUGAAUUCGUUUUCACGCCUGCAUACAGCCCACACUUUAAUUCACUGGCUGAAGCUGCUGUAAAAUCGUGUAAGCACCACUUAAAAAGAUUGCUGCAUAUUACUCAUUUAACCUUUGAGGAAAUGACUACUUGUCUAACACAUAUAGAGGCGGUGUUAAACUCACGUCCUCUCACUCCUCUUUCUUCGGACCCUAACGAUUUUUCGGCACUUACUCCUUCCCACUUCCUAAUUGGACGACCACUCUUAUCGGUGCCUUCUCCUCAGGUGACUGAAACCAACAUCACGCGGCUGGAUCGAUGGAAGAGGAUCCAGUUCAUUAGACAGCAUUUUUGGAACAGGUUUCAUAUAGAGUACAUUUCUCUGCUGCAGGCGAAAUCCAAGUGGUUCCAUUCAAGAGGUGAAGUGAAACCAGGGUCCUUAGUCCUGAUCAAGGACAAAACUGCACCACCUCUGCUCUGGUCCCUGGGUCGGGUCACCAUGACCUAUCCCGGCGUCGACGGGGUCACGAGAGUGGCAGAAAUCAAGACGAAGAAGGGCACCAUUCGUCGUGGUUUCAACAGCAUCUGCCCACUUCCAAUCCAAGAUUGAAGAAAGCUCUUCAACCCGGGGAAUAUGUCGGCGCAUUAGUAUGGCCAUCGACCAUAGAGGCGGCGACGCGCGGGACGGGGUAUAAAAACCCACGGCCGCGCGAGCGCCGCGCUUCUUCUUCAUCGACACACGCCAGCCAUAGCAUUCGGGCAUUUCUUUGUAUCGGUGCGAGCCGGUCUUGAUUCUGAUAUGUAAUAAUUAAACCUAUUAAUUGUGCA
Messenger RNA from Spodoptera litura, 5151 nucleotides. RefSeq lists its product as uncharacterized. Gene Ontology annotation, biological process: DNA integration. The record is from RefSeq and is a predicted model, not a curated record. Gene Ontology annotation, molecular function: nucleic acid binding. NCBI's taxonomy places the organism in Eukaryota, Metazoa, Arthropoda, Insecta, Lepidoptera, Noctuidae.